GUCAGAAGUUGACUCACCCAAUCUCACUCUCGUUCUCACUCCCGUUCUCUCUCCCACUCUAACCUCCGACAAUGGGAAGCUCCAAUCACGGAACUACUGUGGACUCUUUCCUUUCCAACCAAUCCGCCAAGGUCUUCGUCGCUGGUCACCGUGGUCUUGUCGGCUCCGCCAUCGUCCGCAAGCUCCAGCAGCUUGGAUUCACCAAUCUCCUCCUCCGAACCCACGCCGAGCUCGAUCUCACCCGCCAAACUGAUGUCGAUGCCUUCUUUGCUGCUGAAAAGCCCCAAUUCGUGAUCCUCGCCGCUGCCAAGGUCGGUGGCAUCCACGCCAACAAAACCUAUCCCGCAGAUUUCAUCGCCAUCAACCUCCAAAUCCAGACCAAUGUGAUCGAUUCAUCCUAUCGCCACGGCGUAAAGAAGCUACUGUUCUUGGGUUCCUCUUGCAUUUACCCUAAGUUUGCUCCGCAACCAAUCACCGAAGAAGCAUUGCUCACGGGUCCAUUGGAGCCCACCAACGAAUGGUACGCUGUGGCGAAGAUCGCCGGGAUCAAGAUGUGCCAGGGCUAUCGAUUGCAACACGGUUUCGAUGCGAUCUCUGGCAUGCCCACAAAUUUGUACGGCCCGUAUGACAAUUUUCACCCUGAGAAUUCGCAUGUGUUACCGGCAUUGAUUAGGCGGUUUCAUGAGGCAAAGGUAUCAGGUGCGAAGGAGGUGGUGGUUUGGGGCACCGGAUCACCCUUGAGGGAGUUCUUGCACGUAGAUGAUUUGGCAGAUGGAGUGGUGUUUUUGAUGGACAAGUACAGUGGGUUGGUGCAUGUGAAUGUGGGGAGUGGAAAGGAGGUGACGAUCAAGGAGUUGGCUGAAUUGGUGAAGGAAGUGGUUGGGUUUGAGGGUGAGCUUGUUUGGGAUACAUCAAAGCCCGAUGGGACACCGAGGAAGCUCAUGGACAGCUCGAAGCUAGCAGAAUUGGGAUGGGUCCCAAAGAUAGCACUGAAGGAAGGUCUUGUUGAUACCUAUAAGUGGUACUUGGAGAAUGUCAAGCAAUGAUGCAGGUGAUUAUGUCUUCUUCAAUGGGCUAUCAAUCCUUGUUUUAUGAUCUCAUAAUUUUUAUUACUUUUAAAUCAUGUCCAGGUCAAUCCACAUUUAUUAUGUAUCCACCAUGUGAAAUUUAUUAUCAGCAAUGCUUUGUUGUUUGGUCGUCAUUUUCUGAAGUGAUUCAGCAGUUGUUGAGGAAGUAAAAAUGGAGUUCUUUGUUAUUUAUAAUUGAUUCAAUUUUCAGAUGGUUUUAUUAUAGGGUUGUUAAACACUAUUUA
This is a messenger RNA of Vitis riparia (riverbank grape), 1312 nucleotides long. RefSeq names its product putative GDP-L-fucose synthase 2. The record is from RefSeq and is a predicted model, not a curated record. The transcript is spliced from 2 exons. Gene Ontology annotation, biological process: nucleotide-sugar biosynthetic process. Bases 72 to 1046 code for a protein of 324 amino acids. Lineage: Eukaryota; Viridiplantae; Streptophyta; Magnoliopsida; Vitales; Vitaceae. Gene Ontology annotation, molecular function: GDP-L-fucose synthase activity.